UGUCCGUGUCUUCUCUGCGGGUCUCCCGUCUCCCUAAUCCUCCUUCACACAAAAAUUAGGGUUUUCCUGAGGUUUUACACUUCUACGUGAUCCAUCCAACUGUGCAAAAGCCCUUUGCUUUCUCUCCGAUUCAAAUGGUCCUUUCGAACAUUCACCGACUUGCCCACCGCCUUUCUCUUCACUCUGUCGCCGGGAAGCUCUCACUCCUCUCUGUUUGUAGGGGUUAUAGUACGGAAAAAUGCUGCAUACCUAAUCUCCUAAUUGAUUCCAAUUCUUCAAAUGAAUAUAGUUCAGCAAGAGAGUGUUACAGACUACUUGGCUUAAGCAGGAAUGCAACUAGAUUGCUGACGAAGGGACCUUCUCAUUGGAGGCAUGAACAUUUUUGUACAGCAGCAGGCAAUAAUGAUCCAGGCAAUGCAAGUCAGAAAGAGAAAAUUUCUGUAACAUUUGUAGACAAGGAUGGAGAAGAACAGCAGAUAAAGGUCCCCCUUGGGAUGUCUAUGUUAGAAGCUGCACAUGAAAAUGACAUUGAACUUGAAGGAGCUUGUGAAGGGUCACUUGCCUGUUCCACAUGUCAUGUAAUAGUUAUGGAUAUGGAGUACUACAACAAAUUAGAAGAUCCAGAAGACGAGGAGAAUGACAUGUUGGACCUUGCUUUUGGCCUCACAGAGACUUCACGCCUUGGUUGUCAAAUAAUAGCAGAACCGGAACUCAAUGGAAUUCGCUUAGCUAUCCCUGCAGCCACCAGAAAUUUUGCUGUUGAUGGAUUCAAGCCAAAGCCUCAUUAAUGUAUACACAUGCUUAAGAUGAGAGUAAUUAAUGGGUUAUGAUUCUCUUCCAAGGACCAGAAUCAGCCAUUUUUCUAGGACCUUAAGCGGUUAAUAGAUGUUUAACCUUAUAAUACUUGUAGUAAAUCUCAUUGAGCAACAUAUUUCACAGUUACAGGUCUGGCAAAGUGAGUAAAUUUGCCAUUUUUUGCCUCGAUUUACUCUCAAAUAAUAUCUGCUAUUUAUGAAACAACGGACAACUGUCCACUGAUUUUUGUAAUAAUUUUCAAUACCAGAUUUGAAUAAAUGAUUUAUUUCUCUUA
Messenger RNA from Ipomoea triloba (trilobed morning glory), 1090 nucleotides. RefSeq names its product adrenodoxin-like protein 2, mitochondrial. The transcript is spliced from 8 exons. Gene Ontology annotation, molecular function: 2 iron, 2 sulfur cluster binding. Gene Ontology annotation, cellular component: mitochondrion. The coding region runs from base 135 to 788 and encodes 217 amino acids. Gene Ontology annotation, biological process: P450-containing electron transport chain. NCBI's taxonomy places the organism in Eukaryota, Viridiplantae, Streptophyta, Magnoliopsida, Solanales, Convolvulaceae. The record is from RefSeq and is a predicted model, not a curated record.